Messenger RNA from Paraphaeosphaeria sporulosa, 1427 nucleotides. RefSeq names its product mitochondrial carrier. Gene Ontology annotation, biological process: mitochondrial phosphate ion transmembrane transport. The transcript is spliced from 4 exons. The record is from RefSeq and is a predicted model, not a curated record. Gene Ontology annotation, cellular component: mitochondrial inner membrane. Gene Ontology annotation, molecular function: phosphate transmembrane transporter activity. The coding region runs from base 151 to 1311 and encodes 386 amino acids. Lineage: Eukaryota; Fungi; Ascomycota; Dothideomycetes; Pleosporales; Didymosphaeriaceae.
CCCACCUCGAAGGUGAGCUUCAUCUUGAUCGCUGCCCCCGAUCUCCUUAUAACGGCGCUGGCUCGCUCGUGAGCUGAGCCUCACAAAGGAAUCGCUUUUUUUCAGUUUCCCCGUCGCGAGCUUGAGUGUGAUUUGGCACAGUCCUUCACAAUGCCGACUCUGUUUCCUGCUCCGUCUACCCUAAGUCAGGUAUUUUCAGGCUGCUCGGUUAUCGCGCACUCCGUUCCUGAAAGCCCCUCGAAACGCGCUGCAAAGUGGAACGCCCGACACGAGCUCUACACCGCGUGGAGCGCCGCGGACGAUGCUAGAAAUAAGGCUGCGAAACUGAGCGAUGCUGCCGUCGCGGAGUUCGAAAAAGCAAGCAGCAAGGCUCAGGCGAAGGUAGGCGGUAUAGAGCUGUAUUCGGCCAAGUUCUAUGCAGCAUGCACCGUGGGUGGUAUCAUGGCCUGCGGCCUGACGCAUACCGCUGUCACGCCGCUCGAUCUCGUGAAGUGUAGGCGCCAGGUCGACUCGAAGAUGUACAAGGGCAAUUUCGAAGCGUGGAGCAAGAUUGGCCGCGCUGAAGGUCUUCGCGGUGUCUUCACUGGCUGGAGCCCAACGUUCUGGGGUUAUUCGGUCCAAGGUGGUCUGAAAUACGGCGGGUAUGAAUUCUUCAAAAAGUACUACGCGGACCUCGCUGGUGAAGAAAACUUCCACAAGUACAAGACCCUCAUCUACCUGGCGGGCAGUGCGUCUGCGGAGUUUAUUGCCGACAUUGGCCUUUGUCCGUUUGAAGCUGUCAAGGUGCGCAUGCAGACGACCAUCCCACCGUUCGCAACGGGGACGUUGAACGGCAUCAACACCAUUGUGGGGAAGGAAGGCGUCGCAGGACUGUACAAAGGCCUGUACCCGCUCUGGGGCAGACAGAUCCCGUACACUAUGAUGAAGUUCGCCUCGUUUGAAACCGUCGUCGAGAUGAUCUACCACCGCCUCCCGGGCCAAAAGAGUGACUACGGCAAGGGCGCACAGACGGCGGUGUCCUUCACGGGAGGCUACAUUGCCGGCAUUCUGUGCGCGAUUGUCAGCCAUCCCGCGGACGUCAUGGUGUCGAAGCUCAAUGCGACGCGCCAGGCGGGAGAGAGCUUCGGCGCGGCGACGGGCCGCAUUUACAAGGACAUUGGGUUUGGCGGUCUCUGGAAUGGUUUGCCAGUGAGGAUUGUCAUGAUUGGCACGCUCACAGGUCUGCAGUGGAUGAUUUAUGAUUACUUCAAGAUCUUCAUGGGAUUGCCGACGACUGGAGGCGCGCCACCUGAGGAAAAGAAGAAUGCGUGAUUAUGCGGUGGCGGGUUAUCCCUGUCCAAUUGUACUAUGAUCAAGAGUGCAUCGUAGCCUUACCUACUUGUAGUUUAUUAGUAGUUGAUUCCUCCUCGAGUAGAAAUACGGUCCGA